Messenger RNA from Venturia canescens, 5536 nucleotides. RefSeq names its product probable multidrug resistance-associated protein lethal(2)03659. Gene Ontology annotation, biological process: transmembrane transport. The coding region runs from base 1214 to 5224 and encodes 1336 amino acids. Gene Ontology annotation, molecular function: ATP binding; ATP hydrolysis activity; ABC-type transporter activity. Gene Ontology annotation, cellular component: membrane. The record is from RefSeq and is a predicted model, not a curated record. The transcript is spliced from 14 exons. NCBI's taxonomy places the organism in Eukaryota, Metazoa, Arthropoda, Insecta, Hymenoptera, Ichneumonidae.
UGUGUUCCUCACGCAACGGGCAGUGUUAUUUAAACUCAUGAGGCUGUUCAAGGCAUUCUGCCCGAGAUAAAAAGCAGGUCAAUCCUGUGGAUAAAUCAGGGGGUUAUUACGGGUGCGGAAUUAUCACGAGUCGAUAAGCACUAGGCCGAUCCUGACGCUGCUUGUCCGAGCCGGAGAGCAGGGAGCGGCGACGUCACGGGCUCCGUGCCACGUGGCGUCGUAAAUAUCCACGAGAUUUUCCAUUGAGAAUAAACGCUCCGGAGAUGGAGGCUCCCCGGGAUUUCGGGAUGAGAUGGAAUAAUCGGAGAACUCGGAAUGUUCGCGCGAGGAACUUUCGUCGCCGAUGAUCGACGCGCGACCCCCGUUGCCCCGCUGCCGGAAUAUCGCGACGACUUGGCACCAGUCAACGCUCGCUCGGUCUCGCUCGGUCGGCUCAGAGCCUGAGCCGACUACUCGCUAAUGACAAAAACUUUGCAAGUACCGGAUCAAUUAUUCAAACGGUGAUUAUGAAUUUUCAUAACGAAUCGGUUUACUACUGGAAAGCGACUAUGAAACCGGAUUUCCGUAUUCUCAUUACCGCUGACGAUCGUCCAUCACGCUUGUGAAUUGCCAGGAUUAUUAUUCAUACAUGCCCGGCGAGCUUUUUCAUUUAAGGACGCAAAGUGACAGCUGUUCGGAUCAUUCCCCGUUGCGCCGAUUCGGCUUCUCGCAGCGUUGGCCAAGCCCGCGUGCUCCGAAUGUUGAAGCUUUUGAUAAACGCUUAUCCCCGACUCUAUAUAAUCGGUGCGGCAUAACGCCAACGCGUUCUAUCGUUCCGUCGAGAUCGAUGUGCUCAUAGACCGCGAUUGCGUAGAUGACUCGCACCUCUCAUUGGGCGAGAGAUAAACGCCGGAUAAAAAUAUCGACGGAAAUCUUUUGACGGAGAACAGAAAUGAUUGGAAUCCGCUUGUGAGAUGCUCGCGUCCGGGUCUCCAGCUCGAUAAACUCGCGCUUUUAAUCGGCGAAGCGAACAAGCUUAAGGAAUCCGGUGCCUGCGGAUUCUCUAUUUCGGAGCCCCGGGAAACGUGUCAUAAAAGUUAACCGCCGAGCGUUGGGGGCUCGGCAUGUCGUAUCACAGGGGAACAAAGGGAGAAGAAAAAGUAGAAUGAGAAACGAAGCUCGAUCAGGGAGCACGAGGAUCCUCGAAACCAGAAAAUACGCAUAAUUAUUUAUAAUGGAUGGAAAUACUCGGACGGAGAAAAAUAAGAACCCGAGAGAAGGCGUCAACCCGCUGAGUGCGCUGACAUUUUCAUGGGUACUCAAGACCUUCUGGGUCGGCUAUCGGAGGGAACUCGAGAUCGAGGAUCUCGCGGAACCUCUCGAGGAACACAAGAGCAGCAUCCUCGGAGAUCGAAUCAGCGCCGCUUGGCAAGCUGAACUCGAACGAGUACGAAAGAUUCAAAGGAAUCGCUCCAAAGGGAGCAGCAGCCCGUGCCAGUGUAUCGACAUGGAAAAAGACAGUAAACAUUCGCAGAGAAUCAAACCCAGUCUUAUGAGGGUUUUGAUCCGAGUUUUCGGCUUCAAAAUAAUGCUUUACGGCGUGACUCUCGCCGUCAUGGAGUUUCUUCUCAGAAUCUCACAGCCGCUGUUUCUCGGACGUCUGUUACAAUUCUAUUCCGGAGCUAAUACUUCGGUGUCCGAGGCUUAUCUGUACGCGGGCGGAAUAAUAUUGUGCUCGGCGAUAAGCGUUUUCUUCAGGAAUCCUUACAUGAUGGCGGUUAUGCACAUGGGAAUGAAGAUGCGAGUGGCUUGUUGCUCGUUGAUUUAUCGGAAAACGUUGAGGCUUUCGAGGACGGCGUUGGGUGAGACGACGGUCGGGCAAGCUGUGAAUCUUUUGUCGAACGACGUGAACUUCUUUGACGAAGCAGCGAUUUGCCUGCAUUAUCUGUGGAUCGGGCCGCUCCAGACGAUCGCUGUAACGUACUUUCUGUACGAGCAAGUCGGAUAUUUCGCUUUGACCGGCGUUGCCUUAUUCAUAAUGUGCAUACCGCUUCAAGGAUUCCUGGGCCAGAGAUCUUCCGUCUACAGACUACGAACUGCCAUUAGAACCGACGAGAGAAUUCGCCUCACUCACGAAAUCAUAACCGGCAUACAAGCCAUAAAAAUGUACGCGUGGGAAAACCCCUUCAGGAAUCUCGUAGAAAACGCUCGAAGACGCGAGAUCAAAGUCAUCAGAUCGACCUCUUACAUCCGCGGUUUGCUGCUGUCUUUCAACAUAUUCACAUCCAGAUUGUCCCUCUUCUUAACCAUCCUCGUUUACGUCCUGGACCACCGGGAAAUAACCGUGGAAAAAGUCUUCAUUAUGACAGCCUUUUUCAAUGUAUUGAGGCAAGCUAUGACGGAAUAUUUUCCAAUAGGAUUGACACAAGCGGCCGGUGCGAUCGUGUCGAUCAACCGGUUGCAGGAUUUCAUGAUGUACCAGGAAGUCGACGAAAUAACCGAAAAUAAAAACAACAAUUGUGAAGCUCGCGCGAGAGGAGAAAACACUCCGAAAUUCAAAGCUUCCGAGGACUCGGAUCAGGAUGGUUCCAUCGCUCUUGACAGCUGCCACGCCAAGUGGCUUAAUUCCGAUUGCGAUGACACGCUGCGCGGUAUCCAACUCAAAAUCGAACCGGGACAGCUCAUCGCUGUCAUCGGGAAAAUCGGGGCUGGAAAAUCCAGUUUACUGAACGUCAUUUUAAAAGAGCUGCCCGUGUACUCCGGCAUUCUAAAGGUGAACGGUGACGUAGCAUACGCGAGUCAAGAGCCUUGGCUUUUCGCGAGCUCGGUGCGUCAAAAUAUACUUUUUGGCCGUAAAAUGGAGCAGCGACGUUACGAACAGGUGGUCAAAGUUUGUCAGCUCAAGCGAGACUUCGGUCUUUUGCCUUACGGUGAUAAAACGAUAGUGGGAGAGCGGGGGAUCAGUUUGUCGGGUGGUCAACGAGCAAGAAUAAAUUUGGCGAGGGCCGUGUACGCGGACGCUUCAAUAUAUUUGUUGGACGAUCCUUUGAGCGCGGUGGAUGCCCACGUUGGUAAACGAAUAUUCAGCAAAUGCAUAGAGAGGCACUUGAAAGGAAAAACGAGAAUUCUGGUGACGCACCAGUUGCAGUACCUCCGGAACGUCGACUGGAUCGUCGUUCUCGAAGACGGAGCUGUACGAGCCGAAGGAACUUAUGAAGAAUUAGCAGGAAUGGGAGUCGACUUCGAUAGACUGCUCGAGGUCGGAUCUACCCAGGAAGAGAAUACCUCGGUGCCACCGAGUCGAAGCAACUCUCGUCGGACGAGCUGCUCCUCCCUCGUUUCUCUUGGGAUCGGCAAGAAAAUCGACAAGGACGAUGAACCCGAUGAAGUAGUCGAAAUGCGAAGGCGGGGAAACAUCAAAGGCCGCACUUAUUCCUCGUACUUUGGAGCUGCUGGUCACGGCUUCCUGGUUUUCGUCGUUAUUCUCUUAUGCGUCGGUGCCCAACUGGCUGCCAGUGGCAGCGACUACUUCGUCGCUCAGUGGGUCAAUAUGGAGGAGCUUGAAAAUAGAAACAAAACUUUGAAACUGGGGGGCCAGACGGAAAUCCACAAGAGCCUGUGGAACGCCAACACGUGUUUCUACGUCUAUAGCGCUCUGAACGGACUCACCUUAUUCAUAACGCUCGCACGUUCCUUCUCUUUCUUCGAGAUGUGCACGAGAGCUUCGAGGAAACUUCACGAUCAAAUGUUCCGAAGUAUCAGUCGAGCGAAGAUGAGCUUCUUCCAUUCGAACCCAUCGGGUCGGGUGCUCAAUAGAUUCGCCAGGGAUAUCGGCGCCAUCGACGAAUCGCUGCCGCCGACGAUGAUGGACUGCGUACAAAACGGUCUCUCGCUAUUGGGAUCAAUAAUCGUGAUCGGUAUCGCAAAUCCUUGGCUCAUGGUACCCACUCUUUUCAUCGCCAUCGUUUCUUAUUACUUGAGAAUUAUUUAUUGGGCUACUAGCAGGAGCGUCAAACGACUCGAGGGAAUCACACGUUCACCGGUGUACAAUCAUCUGAACGCGACCCUCCAGGGGCUUGGGACCAUCCGUUCGUUCGACGCGGCAGGAGUCCUGACCAAGGAAUUCGAUCACCACCAGGAUCUUCACUCCUCCGCUUGGUACAUGUACCUCGGUGUGUCUCGUGCCUUCGGUUUUUGGCUCGAUCUUUUUUGUCUUUUAUACAUCACUCUUGUGACGAUGAGUUUCCUGGUGCUUCGUAACAACGAGGAUCCGACCUCGACCCCGGGGGGAAAGGUCGGUCUUGCGAUAACUCAGAGCAUAGGAUUGAUAGGAAUGUUUCAAUGGGGAAUGCGUCAAUGUGCCGAAUUCGAGAACCAAAUGACCUCGGUCGAGCGCGUGUUCGAGUACAGUAACGUGGAGAGCGAGCCUCCUCUUGAGAGUGCACCGGGCAAGAAGCCAAAGGACACGUGGCCCGAGGAAGGAAAAGUCGAGUUCAAGAACGUCCAUUUGCGUUACUCACCGCUGGAUCCUCCGGUUUUGAAAAAUCUCAAUUUCGUGGUUAAGCCUCGCGAGAAAAUCGGCAUUGUCGGUAGAACCGGAGCUGGAAAAUCGUCGCUGAUACAGGCGCUGUUUCGUCUCGCCGAUGUCGAAGGUACGAUCGAGAUCGAUGGCGUUGACACGAGCGAAAUGGGGCUGCACGAUUUACGCUCCAAAAUCAGCAUCAUUCCCCAAGAGCCGUUUCUCUUUUCCGGCUCGAUGCGCUUCAAUCUCGAUCCGUUUGGAACUUACGACGAUUUUCGAUUGUUGGAAGCUCUGGAGGAAGUCGAACUCAAAGAAUUAGGACUCGAGUGCUCCGUCAACGAAGGCGGCAGCAAUUUGAGCGUCGGCCAACGCCAACUGGUCUGCCUCGCUCGUGCCAUCGUACGCAAUAAUCCUGUACUCGUACUCGACGAAGCGACCGCAAACGUUGAUCCUCGUACAGACAAGCUCAUACAAAAGACAAUUAGACGAAAAUUCGAAAAUCGUACGGUCCUCACAAUAGCGCAUCGACUCAAUACCGUUAUGGACAACGAUCGAAUACUUUUGAUGGAUGCCGGAUCUGUCGUGGAAUUCGACCACCCUCACAUCCUUUUGCAGAACACUAAAUCCGGCUAUCUCUACAAUAUGGUUCAAGAGACUGGGACAUCUAUGGCCGAAGCGUUAGCGGAAAUAGCGAAAGCGAAUUACCAAUUUCGUACUAAAUAACCAUUUUUUUUCGAUGUAUGCAAAUAUUUAAGAAAACGAACCGGAAGAACAUAAAUCUAUGAAAAUUCUUCUCCUCGAUCUUUGGAGAACUAUUAAACUCGGAAGAAAGUACAAAUACCGAUUCCACACGAUUGAAAAAUCAAUUCGGUAAUAACAUGACACUGUUGGAUCUAAAUGCGUGAUCUACCAAGAAGGUUUGACCCUUUUGUGCGAUGUAAUUUCUAUGUAAAUCGGUGCGCUCGAUCCCAAAGGUUUCUUAGCUUAAUUCACGUAACGAUUGUAUUUUAAAAGAAAUGAGCCUUUCCAUUUUAA